GUGUCCUUUGAGGAUGUGGCUGUGCAUUUCACAGAGGAGGAGUGGGCCCUGCUGGAUCCGACCAGAGAGCUCUGCAUAAGGAAGUCAUGGAGGAGAAUUGUGAGGUUCUGGUCUCUCUCGAAACUGAUGAAAAGAAAAAGGGAGCCCACAACAAGAUCCAUAGAGUAUGGGAGCUGAAUAAAUAUUUGGAGAAUGGAGAGAGCUUCAGUCAGAGCUCCAAUCAAAGGACUCGCACUGGGGAGAAACCACAUCAGUGUUUGGAUUGCGGUAAGAGGUUUCGUCUGAACAAAGACCUUGUUUGUCAUCAAAGAAUUCACAGCAGGGAGAAACCAUAUCGGUGUUUGGAUUGUGGAAAGAGCUUCAGCUGGAAGAAAACUCUCACUUCUCAUCAGAGAACUCACAUCGAGGAGAAAUCAUAUCCAUGCUUGGAAUAUGGAAAGAGUUUCAGUCAGAGGACCUAUCUCACUCUCCAUGGAAGAAUUCACAGUGGGGAGAAACCAUAUCAGUGCUUGGAAUGUGGAAAGAGCUUUGCCUGGAAAAAAAUUCUAAUUUCCCAUCAAAGAAUACAUACAGGGGAGAAACCGUAUCAAUGCUUGGAAUGUGGAAAGAGCUUCAGUGAGAAGGAAAUUCUAAUUUCCCAUCAAAGAAUUCAUACAGGGGAGAAGCCGUACAAAUGCUUGGAAUGGGAGAAACCACAUCAGUGCUCAGAAUGUGGAAAGCGUUUCAUUCAGAGCUCCCAGCUCACUAACCAUAGAAGAAUUCACAGCGGGGAGAAACCAUAUCAGUGCUUGGAAUGUGGAAAGAGUUUCAGCUGGAAGAAAAACCUCACUGCCCAUCAAAGAGUUCAUACAGGGGAGAAACCAUAUCAGUGCUUGGAAUGUGGGAAGAGCUUCAUCAACAAGUCAAGUUUCACUGCCCAUCAAAGAACUCACAGCGGGGAGAAACCUUAUCACUGCUUGGACUGUGAGAACAGCUUCUCCCACAAGGACGGUCUCACUGAUCAUCAAAGAGCCCACAGGGGGGAGAAACCUUAUCAAUGCUUGGAAUGUGGGAAGAGCUUCACUCAGACCUCCAAUUUCACUUCCCAUCAAAGGAUUCAUACAGGGGAGAAACCACAUCAGUGCUUGGAAUGUGGAAAGAGCUUUAGUAGGAGAGACCAUCUUACUUCCCAUCAAAGAAUUCAUGCAGGGGAGAAAUCGCAAAUGCAGUGGUAGCCGGUUCUUCCUGGAUCUGGCAUGGCUGCUAAGAGAUCAUGGUGGCAUAGCCAGUGGUUGAUGCAUAUCUAAGUUGUUGUGGUUGCCUUUCCAUCCUCCUGUCUUGCAGCGGACACUUCAACAUUACAGUUGAACAAAUAAUGAGGAUCUCACUAAACUGCAAAGUGCCUUACUUUGGUUCAGAAGGGGUUCCUGCUGUCCCUGUCGCUUUACUGCUAGGAGAAAAUUUGUGUGGCCUCUGUCUGUUCCUUUCCUCCCCCAUCAUUCCAUUUGCAAAGAAACGGUGGACACUUAAACAUUACAUUUGUAUAAAUACUAAGUGCCUUACCUUGUUUCAGAAUUCCCAUCAAAAUUUGUAGUAUGGGAUCAUGCCACAAUAACUUUACAUUCCCCAGAAGUGAGCUCCACUGAAUUCCAUAGAGAUUAUUCCCUGGUAACGAUGGUCAAGAUUGCAGCCUGAAUUGCUUAGUCUUGAAUGUGCCACAUAGAACUGUUAACAAGGGCACUUAUAAAUGUCCAGAUCUAUAGGGGAAAAAUAUCCCCCUCUCCCAGCUUAUUCACUUCUGUGUUUUCUUUCCAGAAUGCGGAAUAAGGUGGAGGGAUGUUAAAUAGAUUAAGGUGUGGAAGAUUAGGGUUAAAAUCACCACUCAGCCACGACGCUCACUGUGUGUCUCAGCCUAACCUACCUCACAGGGUUGUUGUAAGGAUAACAUCGGGAAAAGGUGACCCAUGAAUGCCACCUUGAGCUCAAUGUAGGAAAGGUGGAGCAGCUAUAAAUGUAAUACUGAUAAAUAAAGA
Molecule: messenger RNA, 2012 nt
Organism: Rhineura floridana
Lineage: Eukaryota; Metazoa; Chordata; Lepidosauria; Squamata; Rhineuridae
Product: zinc finger protein OZF-like
Exons: 3
Coding region: 87-1214 (375 amino acids)
Cellular component (GO): nucleus
Source: RefSeq, a predicted model, not a curated record